Molecule: messenger RNA, 1872 nt
Organism: Gymnodraco acuticeps
Lineage: Eukaryota; Metazoa; Chordata; Actinopteri; Perciformes; Bathydraconidae
Product: cystine/glutamate transporter
Exons: 12
Coding region: 266-1726 (486 amino acids)
Biological process (GO): amino acid transmembrane transport
Cellular component (GO): membrane
Molecular function (GO): L-amino acid transmembrane transporter activity
Source: RefSeq, a predicted model, not a curated record
UUUGGGGGAAGAGGGGGACAUGAGGCCAGUGUUGCCUCUCGCUACUGCUACUGCUGCCAAUGUGUGUCCAGGAGCUGGAUACCCAAACAGGACUGUUGCUGGUGGAAGCAGUUAGGAUUCUGCUGCUGUUUUGUUGUUGAGCAACAAUAAGGAGAACAAAUAGAGGUAAGAACUUCAGUUUGCAGGACGAUAUACAAUGUGGGUGUAUCAGAAUUAGGGAAACUAAAUUGUGGUCACUUUGAGAGGGAUCUACAGCCACAGAGAAAUGGACGUGACACAAGUGAAGAAAGAGGAUGAUAAGAAAGAGAAGACAGAAGAGGAGGUGGUGCACCUUCGGAGAGAGAUCGGCCUGCUGCCCGCCGUGUGCUUCAUCAUCGGCACGGUGGUGGGCAGUGGGAUCUUCAUCGCUCCAAAGGGGGUCCUGAUAAAUAGUGGCAGUGUGGGGCUCUCUCUGCUGGUCUGGGCGCUGUGUGGGGUCCUCUCCUUGUUUGGGGCCCUGUGCUAUGCUGAACUGGGUACCAGCUUCACAAAAUCAGGGGGCCACUACACUUAUCUACUGGAGACACUGGGGCCACUGCCUGCCUUUUUACGACUCUGGGCUGAGUUCUUUUUCAUCAGGCCUUCUGUGGCUUCCUAUGUGUCCCUGGCGUUUGGCCGCUAUGUGGUGGAGCCGUUCUAUGCACCCUGUGAUGCUCCCACAGUACUGAUCAAACUUGUCAGCAUCUUGGGAUUGACGUUUGUGGUGGCGGUGAAUUGCUGGAGUGUGACCAUGGCCUCCCGCACUCAGGUCACCUUGACUUUUAUCAAGAUGUUUGCUCUGGUCCUCAUCAUCGUCCCCGGUUUCAUCGCACUGGCCAAAGGAAAAACUGAGAACUUCCAGAACGGUUUUGAAGUUGAGUCAAUAACACUGGAUAGGUUGCCGCUGGCAUUCUAUAAUGGCCUAUAUGCCUACGGUGGAUGGUUUUAUCUGAACUUUGUCACAGAAGAGGUCAUUAACCCAAAUAGAAACAUCCCGCUGGCAAUAAUCUGCUCCAUGGUGAUGGUGACAGUCUGUUAUGUGCUUGUUAACGUGGCCUAUUACACCAUGAUGACUCCUGCUGAGCUGCUGCUGUCUGAAGCUGUGGCUGUGACGUUUGCCAACCGUGCUCUCCAGGGAAUGGCCUCUGUGAUUCCCUUUCUUGUUGCCCUAUCCUGCCUUGGAGCGCUUAACGGUGGUUUCUUCGGGGCACCGAGGAUGCUGUUUGUGGGAGCCAGGGAGGGUCACUGGCCUCCGAUCUUUUCCAUGAUUCACAUCCGCAGACACACACCAUUGCCUGCUGUGCUGUUAUUGUACCCCAUGGUGGUGGUGGUGAUGUUAAUGACAGGAGAGAUCUACCAGCUCAUCAACUUUGCUUCCUUUUCUCGCUGGUUCUUCAUCGCCUUGGCAACCUUGGGGAUGCUCAUCCAUCGAUAUCGCUUCCCCCUCCACCCAAGACCUUUCAAGGUGCCACUGGUCAUCGCGGUCACCUUCACCGUGGUCUGCUUCUUCAUCGUGGGUCUCUCUCUGUACUCGGACCCCUGGAACACAGGGAUCAGCUGUGCCCUCACCCUGACCGGGGUCCCAGUGUACUAUCUGACCGUCUACCGCUACCGCCUGCCCCAUUCAUGGAGACGCUUCUUCGACUACUUGAGCAAGCAGCUGCAGAUCCUUUUGGAAGUGGCUCAGCAGGAAGUGCGAACAUACUGAAGACCGCUUUCUACUGAAUAACACCGUGAGAAGUCCUAGAAUACUAUUUUGUUACGGGUUUGAAGCCGUUUUAGCUGUCCAUUUUGAUACUAAAAUAACUGUAAUGUGCUGUUUUGAGAAAACUAUUAAAACUACAAAUGACCCGG